Messenger RNA from Stomoxys calcitrans (stable fly), 3005 nucleotides. RefSeq lists its product as uncharacterized. NCBI's taxonomy places the organism in Eukaryota, Metazoa, Arthropoda, Insecta, Diptera, Muscidae. Gene Ontology annotation, molecular function: G-quadruplex RNA binding; DNA helicase activity; ATP binding. The transcript is spliced from 3 exons. Gene Ontology annotation, cellular component: cytoplasm; nucleus; intracellular anatomical structure. The record is from RefSeq and is a predicted model, not a curated record. The coding region runs from base 81 to 1781 and encodes 566 amino acids.
CCCAUUUUGUUUUGGUCUCACUUUCUUCGAGAAACUUAGUUUACGUUGAGAAUUCCUAAUGCCAAUAUAAGAAAGGCAAAAUGAAUCGUCUUUUUAAUGGAUGGGACACGUCUAAUAGUGAGCUCUCUCCUUCUUGGAUGGGAGUAGAAGAAACAACGUUUUCGAUGGAUAAUGAUACGGAAUAUGAUGUGCGUCUGGAAGUACUUAGAAAAGUGCGGAGUUUUGGAGCGCAUACCAGCAGAGCUGCAAGUAUUUGUUCUUGGUCUUCCUCAAUGAACAAUAAUAUGCAAAUGCCAGGUUAUAACAACGCGAAUUUAAAGGAAGAGUUGUUGCAAAAGAAUGAGUCAAGGAUAUUUCAGGAAAUUUUUCAAACACGUAAAGGACUAACUGCCGUCCAGCAGUGUCGAGACAUUUUAAGAGCCAUAAGAGCCCAUCAAGUGGUAAUGGUCGUUGGGAGAUCGGGAUGUGGCAAGACAACACAGAUUCCCCAAAUGAUACUGGAUGAUUUCAUCUUCAACAAUUGUGGCACAGAUUGUCGCAUUGCCUGCAUUGAGACUAGAGCAACGAGGGCAGUUUCGGCAGCGGAGCGUGUGGCUUAUGAAAGAUUGGAAUCAGUGGGAAAUUCAAUUGGACUUGAAAUUGAAGGGCAAAGUAUUAUGCCGCGUCAUACUGGCCACAUUUUGUUUUGCACCGCCCAUAUUCUGACCAAAAAAUUUGAAAGUGAUCCUUUGCUUCAAAGCGUAACAGUUGUUAUAUUGGAUGACAUACAAACCCAAAAUAGUGAAGAACUUCAUCGGCUAAUGGAUCUUUUACAAACUAUAUUACCCCAUCGAGCUGAUUUGAAAAUUAUUCUAUUGAGUACAACUGCUUCUGAAGACUCAUUUUGUGACUACUUUAAAGACUAUCAUGCAAUGUUUAUACAUGAAACAAUACAACCGAAAUUAUCUACUGCGUCUAGCAUGUCAACAAUACCAGAAAUUAUACAGGAUGCUGAGAGCAUCAUAACAAUUUCGGAUGGAGACUCGACUAUAAUGGAGAACAACUAUAGAAAAUCCAUGAAUAUUCUUAGGAGAUAUGAAGGCAAAGAUGCCAGUGUGCUUUCUAGAAAAGAAAAAAAUCUCAUUAGAACACACAAGAGAAAUGUAAAACGUUUAGAAAGAAUGUCCGCCCUAAAGAGUUCGCCUAAAAUGAACACAACACCUGGCAUGCGCAUCAAAACCCGGCAGAAUAGUAUGGAUAUUUGUAAUGAUUUACAGGUAGCAAUAAUUGAUAAAUCUGAUCUACAUGGAAGACUUGAUGACAACUUAUGGAUGAAGCUAGAAGAAAGAUUGCUCAGCGACAUGAUAUCCAGCAAAUGGUGUAACGAGGAAAUAUCAUUCGAUGGAGCAAAUUGGUCUAGAGGUGUGAAAAUUGUCAAAUGUGGCAACCAUAGAUCGAUAGAUUUUUUAAGGGACACUGUAGCGAGUGUUUGUGAACGCUGGCCGCAUCUUCAACUUGAAGUAAUACCUCAGUCAAUGUUGCCCUUGAGAGUAUUGGCCAAGAUGUGGAUACCGCCACCAGUUCCACCGACAAAUGCUAUUCUAUCACUGAUUGAAAAACAGAAUGCAGGCAUCGAUACAAAAGAUUGGAAAAUACUAAAUUACAUUCCAUGUAAAAAUAAUUUUGGUCAAAUUUAUCGUCUUUACAUAGAUGGUUUGUCGGCCAAGGUUAUACAUGAAUGUCAGGGUCGCAUUAAAUUUGGACUGAACUUUAUAAGAAUUCAUACUAUGUUAAAAAAAUAGAAUCAUAACGAAAAUAGUCGAAAUAUUAACAAAAUCGGAGGCAAAACUAUUAGUUUCGUCUCCUUCGUCCAUUACAGUCAUGCUGUUGUUAAUAUAAAUUCAAUUAACAAUGAAGUUCCAAACGAAUUUGUAAAAAAAAAACAUUUUUUUAAGGCAGUACUGCCAAAUUGAUCUUUAUUUUAACUAAAGAUCGGUACUAGAUCCCUGUUUUAAAAUGGAAAUCAAAAUUUUUCACAAUUACUACUUUUUGGAGUAAAAAAAUAUACUGUUUUUAUUUGAUGUGGGGACUGAUGUGGGAAAGAACAUUUCUUUCUACAUAAUGGGAAAAAAUAUAAUAAUCACGUUAUCAUUAAGAAUUUUUUUUGUUUUUUGUCUUGAUUUUCACUGUGAAUCAUGAACAUAGUACCCGCCUUAAGACAGAACAUAAAUGUAUGGAAGUUGUUAGCCUUAAUUUUUUACUAUAUGGAAUAGAACGAAAUGUAAAAACCAUUUUUCAUUUUACAUAUGAAUUGUUUCCUUGUUUCAUUAUUUUCGUUUUUCAUUUGUUUUUUUUUUACUUUAAAAACAAACAAUGCAUUGAUUUGUGGAUCGAUUAUGGCUUGUAACCAAACUUCAGUUGCGUUGGCAAUGGACAAAUUUGUUAUCGAUAAUUUUCUUCUCCGCAUUGAACUGCAUACUUUUUUACAAUUAACCAAUUGGCUCAACAUUCAAAACACUAAUAUUUGAUGAAACUGAAAAAAAUUUCCAACUUUAUACUAAUUUUUAAUUAAUGCUUUUAUCUUUUGGCAACCCAACUAUAGUUGAGUUGCAAUCAACAAUCCCAACUCAUUUGUAAACAUUUUAAAAUAUAUAUUUUCGCAAUGAUAUAUAAUGUAAAUUUAUUAAUAAUACAAAAAUAAAAUGCAGUACAAAAAUUCUAUGAAGUUAAAUAAGCAUAUAAGAAAAAGAACGACAUAACAUCGGCUUAAUCAUAAAAACUGAUCCCAAACGAACUCGAAAAGGGCGUGCAAACUAAAAUGAAUUAAAGCCGAAUAAUAUUGCAAAAAUAAAAAAUAUUAGCAUAGACUAUAUACAAUAAUUAAAAUGUAUAUAUAUCUGGAAUGUGAUCUAUAUGACCAUUGAUCAGCUAUCUUUGGAGUUUUUUUUUUUACAAAGUUGCAAUACCCACCUGUUUCUAAAACAAAUUGUAAUAUUUUAAACAACUUUUAAUUCAAGUAAAUAUUU